Colius striatus (speckled mousebird) is the source of this 4845-nucleotide messenger RNA. It is a transcript of the gene HDAC5, whose product is annotated as histone deacetylase 5. Gene Ontology annotation, biological process: chromatin organization; negative regulation of transcription by RNA polymerase II. Lineage: Eukaryota; Metazoa; Chordata; Aves; Coliiformes; Coliidae. Gene Ontology annotation, molecular function: histone deacetylase activity. Gene Ontology annotation, cellular component: histone deacetylase complex. The record is from RefSeq and is a predicted model, not a curated record.
GGCGGGGCCCCGCUGCAAAGAUGGAGGGGCGGCGGGGCGCGCGCGGGGCGGCGCGGACGGCCACCGCGCAGGGCUCCUGGGUGGCACGGGCACAGCCCCGGCGCUGACAGCCUCGCCAGACACCUGCCUCUCCGCUCCUCUCUGGCACCUACCGGCCACCAUGGACUCCCAGAGCGACGCAGAGGGGGGGUCUGGCCGUGAGCCCUCGCUGGAGCUUCUGUCCCGUGUCCAGCUCCACACCAACCUCCCUGCCUCAGGGGCGGAGGGGCUGGCGGAGGCACGCGGGGCGGCCGAGGCGUGCGGGGAGCGCCGGGGGCUGGGGCUGGACGCGGCGGCGCGGGAGCGGCAGCUGCAGCGGGAGCUGCUGGCCCUCAAACAGCAGCAGCAACUCCAGAAGCAGCUGCUCUUCGCCGAGUUCCAGAAGCAGCAUGAGCACCUCACCCGCCAGCAUGAGGUCCAGCUCCAGAAGCACCUCAAGCAGCAGCAGGAAGCCCUGGCCGCCCGCCGGCAGCAGGAGCUGGAGCAGCAACAGCAGCGGGAGCGACAGGAGGCCCUGGAGCAGCAGCAGCGCCUGGAGCAGCUCCAGGCCCUGCGCACCAAGGACAAGAGCCGUGAGAGCGCCAUCGCCAGCACGGAGGUGAAGCUGAAGCUGCAGGAGUUCCUGCUCAGCAAGACGAAGGAGCCGGGAACCGGCCCCCCCAACCAUUCCCUCCCCCAGCACCCCAAAUGUUGGGCUCACCACACUUCGUUGGACCAGAGUUCCCCCCCCCAGACCGGCAGCCCGGGGACACCCCCAUCCUACAAACUCCCCCUCCUCGGCACCUACGACGGUCGGGAUGAUUUCCCGCUCCGCAAAACCGCCUCCGAACCCAACCUGAAAGUGCGCUCGCGGUUAAAACAGAAGGUGGCAGAGAGGAGGAGCAGCCCCCUGCUGCGGAGGAAGGACGGCACCGUCAUCAGCACCUUCAAGAAGCGCGCCAUCGAGAUCACGGUGUCCUCAGUGUGCAGCAGCGCCCCAGGCUCUGGGCCCAGCUCCCCCAACAGCUCUCACUGUGCCAUUGCCGAGAACGGCUUCACCGGCUCCGUCCCCAACAUCCACACCGAGCAGCUCCUGCCCCAGCACCGAGCCCUUGCCCUGGAUGGCACCAGCCAGCUCAGCCUCUACACAUCCCCGUCCCUGCCCAACAUCUCCCUGGGGUUGCAGGCUACCGUCACUGUCACCAACUCCCACCUCAACGCGUCCCCCAAGCUGUCACCACAGGCAGAGGCUGAGCGCCCGGCAGUGGCCACCCUGCACCCUGCAGCUGCCCUCACCGGCAAGUUCCUGAGCACCUCGUCCAUCCCGGGCUGCCUGCUGGGGGUGGCCCUGGACGGAGACCCCCCCUCCGGCCCCGCAUCCCUGCUGCAGCACGUCUUGCUGCUGGAGCAAGCGCGGCAGCAGAACACCCUCAUCGCCGUGCCGCUGCACGGGCAGUCGCCGCUGGUGACGGGGGAGCGCAUGGGAAGCGUGCGGACGGGGAGCAAACUGCCGCGGCACCGGCCCCUGAGCCGCACGCAGUCAUCACCGCUGCCCCAGAGCCCUCAGGCCCUGCCCCACGGAGCCCUGCCCCACGGAGCCCUCCAGCACCACUUCCUUGACAAACAGCAGGUCCAACUGGGAAAGCUGCUCCCCAAGCCAGGGGAGCUGGCACGGCAGCCCCCCACUCACCCCGAGGAGACCGAGGAAGAGCUGACAGAGCAGCAGUCACCCCCACCGGGAGAUGGGGUCUCCCUCGGCCCCCCCCUUGCCCUCAUCUCCCCAGACGCUGGGGACCCCUCGGAGCAGCUGCAGGACCCCGAGGGCUGCGGGGUGCCCUGUGAAGAGGCAACUGACAGCGGGGACGAGGCCGAGCUCCCCGGGGCCCCUGACGUCACCGAGCUGGGAGUCACGUACAAGCAGGUGUUCCCUGAGGCGUCGCUGCAGCUGUAUCCCGGGCCUGCCCUGGGCAUCCUGGCGCUGCCCCACACGGCUCUCACCCGCGCGCAGUCGUCCCCUGCCAGCGCUGGCAUCAAACCACCCGUGCCCAACGGGCCCCCCAAGCACCUCUUCACCACAGGCGUGGUGUAUGACACCUUCAUGCUGAAGCACCAGUGCACCUGCGGCAACACCAACAUCCACCCCGAGCACGCUGGGCGCAUCCAGAGCAUCUGGUCCCGCCUGCAGGAGACCGGCCUCCUCAGCAAGUGCGAGCGCAUCCGGGGCAGGAAGGCGACGCUGGAGGAGAUCCAGACAGUGCACUCAGAGCAUCACACGCUGCUCUAUGGCACCAGCCCCCUAAACCGGCAGAAGCUCGACAGCAAGAAGCUCCUGGGUCCCAUCAGCCAGAAGAUGUACGCGGUGCUGCCUUGUGGGGGCAUCGGGGUGGACAGUGACACAGUGUGGAAUGAGAUGCACUCAUCCAGUGCCGUGCGCAUGGCGGUGGGCUGCCUGCUGGAGCUCGCCUUCAAGGUGGCUGCUGGGGAGAUCAAGAACGGCUUCGCUGUCAUUCGUCCCCCAGGACACCAUGCAGAGGAGUCCACAGCCAUGGGCUUCUGCUUCUUCAACUCAGUGGCCAUCUCGGCCAAGCUGCUCCAGCAGAAGCUCAGCGUGGGCAGGAUCCUCAUCGUGGACUGGGACAUCCAUCAUGGGAAUGGAACCCAGCAAGCCUUCUACGGUGACCCUGACGUCCUCUACAUCUCUCUCCACCGCUACGAUGAUGGCAACUUCUUCCCAGGCAGUGGGGCCCCUGAGGAGGUGGGCAGCGGCAUGGGAGUGGGCUACAACAUCAACAUUGCCUGGACUGGUGGCGUUGAUCCCCCCAUCGGGGACGUGGAGUAUCUCACCGCCUUCAGGACUGUGGUGAUGCCCAUCGCCAACGAGUUCUCCCCAGACAUGGUGCUGGUCUCGGCUGGCUUCGAUGCCGUGGAGGGUCACCUCUCCCCUCUUGGGGGUUACUCCGUCACCGCCAAAUGUUUCGGUCACCUGACGAAGCAGCUGAUGAUGCUGGCAGGGGGCCGGGUGGUGCUGGCGCUGGAGGGGGGCCACGACCUGACGGCCAUCUGUGACGCCUCAGAGGCCUGUGUCUCUGCUCUGCUCGGCCUUGAGCUGGAGCCCCUCGACCCAUCCCUCCUGCAGCAGAAGCCAAAUGUGAAUGCGGUGGCCACCCUGGAGAAGGUCAUCGAGAUCCAGAGCAAGCACUGGGGCUCGCUGAAGCGCUUCGCGGCCGCCGUGGGCUGCUCCUUGCUGGAGGCGCAGAAGGGGGAGGCGGAGGAGGCCGAGACGGUGACAGCCAUGGCCCUGCUGUCUGUGGGGGCCGAGCAGGGGGCUGCUCAGGACCCUCAGCCCAGGCCGACGGAGGAGCCGAUGGAGGCCGAGCCCGUGCUGUGACCCUCCGGCCCUCACCAGACGGCCCACGGCUUUGUCCAUUUCUUAUACAAGAAAAGCAACUCCAAGAGGAGAAGACAGAGGGGAUAAAAAAAUCACACUAAAAAGAAAUACACAAAAAAAAAACCACGUUAAAAAACCCAAACCAACCACACACUGACAACAAAACCACCACACACACCAACACACACACACAAAAGGUAGAAACCGGGAGGAAAAACAGAAAAGAAAAACAAAAGGGGAAAAUAUUUUCUUUUUCUACUAAAAAGAGGAGAAAAACCACAAAAAAAUGCCCCCCCCCCCAACCCGUCCUGUCAGCCCCCAGCUCCCCGCAGUGUUUGCGGUCGUGUCUCUUGUGAAGCCUGGGUUCCACCAGCACUUGCCCCACGAUGGGUUUUCCUGCUGUGGCCCCUCUCUCUCUUUUGUUUUUUUUUAAGGGGUUUUCCUUGUUUUCUCCCUUUUUUCUUUCCCAGUCGCUCCCUCCCCGGCGUCCGUCCUCCACCCGGGGGUGGCGAUGGGAAACAUUCGUGCCUUUAAUUCAGUCAGUUGGGGUUGUUUGUUGGGGUUUUUUUUAAUGCCUUAAUUUCCCCUGUGAUGUUUCGGGGGGGUUUUCUCAUUUUUUUCUUCAUCUCCUUGUUUUGUUUCGUUUUUCCCUUUGUGUCCCCGUUUUGGAGGGGGACACGAGACGCAGGGGAUUGAGCCCUCUUUGUCACCCUGGGGUGCUGGGUGAACGAUCCCAGCACCUCUGUUGGGACAAAACUUUGUUGUAAAAAGAGAGAGAAAUAAAAAAGGAGGGGGGGGAAAGACAUAUAAAGUGGGAAAAAAACCCCACGUUCUUUUCCCGUCACUUCACCAGCUGGAGGGGACUCAGAGUGAUUUUAGCUUUAAGAGAGAGAGAAGAAAACAAAGCAAACUCACCCCAAACAAAGGUAUAUAAUUUUAUUACAGAUGUAUUAUUUAAUAGUAUUUUUUUAGGGGAUCCUGGGGCGGAGGAUGGGGCCAGUGCUUCGUGUUUUUAAGUUAUUCCGAGGGGUUUGAGGUAGCUCUGGGGGUGUCCCUGAAUUGGAGGGGGGAGGGUGGUGAUGAAAUGAGCGUGUGGCCUGGCGCAGGAGGGGUGUAAGAGGGGUGUCACUGCAGAGGUCCCAGCCCCGGGGACAACACCGUGUCCCCUGGGAGGACUCUGUUGUGUGUGGGGGGUGUUUCAGCCCCCAGCCCCCAUCCCAGGAGGGAGAAGCAGCUUGUGUAGGUGCCAGCCCCUGGCAGCGAGGCUGCUUUGCUUUGGGUGGUGCAUCCCCCCUCCCUGUUGCCCCCCACCAGCCUCCCCUCGGUUUGUUUUCUGUCUGUUCGCCUCCCGCUCAUGCUCGUGAUCUGGUUUUCAGUUGAGUAUUUUGUAAGAUGUUACCGAUGUUUGUCCUUGUACAAAUAAACUGUUUCUGGCAAUA